Messenger RNA from Cyclopterus lumpus (lumpfish), 5563 nucleotides. RefSeq names its product CASK interacting protein 1 (gene caskin1). The record is from RefSeq and is a predicted model, not a curated record. The transcript has 24 exons. Gene Ontology annotation, molecular function: protein binding. NCBI's taxonomy places the organism in Eukaryota, Metazoa, Chordata, Actinopteri, Perciformes, Cyclopteridae. Bases 84 to 5021 code for a protein of 1645 amino acids.
GCAGACGCAACCCUCCGCGUGCUGAGGCUGCCGCCGUGUUUUUGGAGGAUGCUGCGGGAGUAAGAGCGGCCUCCGAGCGGAAGAUGGGGAAGGACCAGGAGCUGCUGCAGGCGGUGAAGACCGAGGACCUGCUCACCGUGCAGAAGCUGCUGCAGAGGCCCCGGCCAGGGAAAGCAAAGCUCCUCGGGUCGGCAAAGAAAGUGAAUGUCAACUUCCAGGACAUAGACGGGUUUUCUCCACUGCAUCAUGCAUCGCUCAAUGGGAACCUGGAGCUCAUCACUCUGCUGCUCGAGUCACAGGCUGCUGUCGACAUCAGAGACCAGAAAGGUAUGCGGCCGCUGCACUACGCAGCCUGGCAGGGCAAGGCGGAGCCUAUGAAGAUGCUGCUUAAGUCCGGCUCGUCCGUCAACGGCCAAUCGGAUGAGGGACAGAUUCCCCUCCACCUGGCAGCGCAGCACGGCCACUACGACGUGUCGGAGAUGCUGCUGCAGCAUCAGUCCAACCCAUGCAUUGUGGACAACGCGGGGAAAACGCCUCUGGACCUGGCCUGCGAGUUUGGCCGAGUCGGGGUGGUCCAGUUGUUGCUGUCCAGCAACAUGUGUGCUGCCUUGCUGGAGCCCAAGAAAGGAGACACCACCGACCCCAACGGGACGUCUCCGCUCCACCUGGCCGCCAAGAACGGACACAUCGACAUCAUCAGACUGUUGAUCCAGGCGGGUAUAGACAUCAACCGACAGACCAAAGCCGGCACUGCCCUGCACGAGGCCGCCCUGUGUGGGAAGACCGAGGCAGUGAGACUCCUGCUGGAGAGUGGAAUUAAUGCCACCGUGAGAAACACCUACAGCCAGACUGCACUCGACAUCGUCUACCAGUUCACUGCAACGCAAGCCAGCAGAGAGAUCAAACAACUGCUGAGGGAUGCAUCGGCAGCCCUUCAGGUUCGGGCUCUGAAGGAUUACUGCAACAACUACGACCUGACCAGCCUCAACAUCAAAGCAGGAGACGUUAUUACGGUUCUGGAGCAGCACCCUGACGGUCGCUGGAAAGGCUGUAUCCAUGACAACCGAACAGGAAAUGACCGAGUGGGCUACUUCCCUUCCACCAUGGUGGAGGUCAUCAGCAAGCGCACAGGUUUGGCCAGCACAGUCAUUUGCACCCAACAGUUUCAAAAGAUACCGCUGGUUCCUCCGGUGACGGUUGCCCCUGCCAACGCGGUAGUCAACGGCAACGACACCACGUUCCAUCAGAUCCAUAUCCUGCCUCCACCGCCUCCUCCUCCACCACAUUCCCAUCAGCCACUGCUUCCACUUUUCACUUCCUUUGGCUAUAGCAAGUCGCCCGUGACAACCCCACUGGGAGACACACCCACUGCCCCAGGUUGUCGCGGCUCAGAGGCAAGUCCUCACAGCUCUCCCACCACAUCCUGCGGGCCCCAUGGAGGCUCCAACGAAGAGAUCUGGGUACUGCGCAAGCCCGUGGCAGGUGGAGACCGCAGCAGUAUGGGUAGUUCUGGCAGUGUGACAAGCGUGAGGUCGUCGGGCAGCGGUCAGAGUGCCGGCAGUGGGCAGCACAUCCUCCAUCCACAGGCUGAGGGCGUUAAGCUUCUGGCCACAGUCUUGUCCCAGUCUGCCAAAGCCAAGGAGCAUCUGCUGGAGCAGUCCAAGUCUGUGGACCAGCCUGCAGGCUCCGCCAGCUCCUCUCGGCCAUCCAGCCAAUCGGGCUGUCCACUCCAUGAGGCGCCGCCUUACGACGCCGUGGCGAUCAGGAAGGGGGAGGGGCAAGGCGAGGGGAAGAACUCAGAGGCUGUUGUCCAAUGGCUGAGCGACUUUCAGCUGCAGGUCUACGCUCCAAACUUCCUGGGCGCUGGGUAUGACUUGCCCACCAUUAGCCGAAUGACCCCGGAGGAUCUGACGGCUAUUGGAAUAACUAAACCAGGUCACAGAAAGAAGAUGACCUCCGAGAUUAACAAACUAAGUGUCACCGAGUGUCUGCCUGAACAGAAACCCGCCAGUCUUGGAGAGUGGCUGUCUGCUAUUGGUCUAAACCAGUACCACCAGGUGUUGGUGCAGAACGGUUAUGAGAACAUCGAGUUCAUCACUGACAUCACUUGGGAGGACCUGCAGGAAAUAGGCAUUAUCAAACUGGGCCACCAGAAGAAGCUGAUGCUGGCGGUGAAGCGGCUGGCCGAAAUGCAGCGUGGCUCAGAUGGGCGGGGCUCCCUCAGGAAGAAGCCCCCGCCAAUCACACAGCAGCAGGAAGUCCUGUCGAUGGACGGUCCACCUCUAGACGAGGUCAUGUCUCCGAAAAUGAACACUUUCCAGGACAGUGAGUUGAGCUCCGAGCUACAGAGCGCCAUGACCCAGCCAGGCCAGGAGGUCAAAGCUCAGCGAACACGCAGCAAAGACCAUGAUGAGGGGAUGACAGGAGGAGGAGGAGGUGCUGGGCCACCUAAGAAAGAGGCACGGACUAUGAGGCAGCAGAGCAGCCAGGGAAGCACCUCCUCCCACAGAGGCAGUAUCUCCUCUCAAGGCAAACACCGCCACUCCCACUCCCAUUCCCAUUCACAGCCUGCACCUCCCUACACGCCCCCUCAUACUCCGACCAAGACUAGAACCUCGUCUUCUUCCUCCUCCACCUCUUCCGUCCAGAGCACAGCUUCUCCGCAGGCCAAACAUAAGCCGUGUCCCCAGUUCAUCCAGGGGGAGAGGCCUCAGUCGCCGCGCUCCCACCCUCCUCAGUCUCCAACCCAACGUGAGCCGCCGUGUACCCAGCUUCCGCCCCAGCAACAACAGCAGCCUCAAGUCCUGCCGCAGCACCAGGCACACCCUCAGCACCAACUGCUGACACAGGUCACGGAGGUGAAAGAGAACCAACAACCACAGGUCCCGCUCCUCUGCCUCCCACCAGAGGUGGAGCAGGCUGAGGUAGAAGGGGAUGAGUCUUCAGCACUCCAGAAGAAAUGGUCCCACAGCCUCAACCGUCACGGCGCCUCGGACAGUGAGUGUGACGAGAGGGCGGGAGGAGGUAGGGGACGAGAGGGAGGAGGAGAGGGAGAGGCAGAGGUGGUGGGAGGAGAUCAAGGCUCUGUCAUCGUCAGAGAGGACAGAGUCAAAUAUGCAACGGUGACCCACCGUGUCAGCCGCAGCCACUCUGUGCGCAACCAGGACAAGACCGUCAAUCGCAACCAGACAAUGCCCUUUCCCCUGCGUCAAAAGAAGAAAGGCCCGCCCCCUCCACCGCCCAAACGCUCAAGCUCCGCCAUCUCCACCUCCAACUCCAACCUGACGGAGGCCAACGCGCAGCCGCACGAGCUCACCACCUUGGGGGGGAUGCUGGAUGUGCCUUACCACCAACAGCGACGGGCCAGCGACCUGGGGAUGUCCGUGGAGAUGGUUGCUGUGGAGAUGAGCAGCGUGGGUAGUGUAAGGAGCAUCGCCGCCAUGUUGGAGAUGUCUUCCAUAGGAGGAGGAGCCAAAGGCAUCGCGCUCCAAAAGAAUUUCCUGCAGGUGGGGAAAACACGCGACGCCAUUGGUCUGGACGGUGAAGUGGUGAACCGACGGCGAACCAUAAGUGGCCCGGUCACUGAGCUGGUGGCGGCUGCCAGGCGUGAACAACCGACUCCCUCUGCUUUCCCAUCUCCCUCCGUUCAGGCCGAAAACAAUCCUCUCCCUGAAAAUUCCUCCUCUCCCAACCCUCCCCCCUCCCCCCACCCAAGCUCGGGAGCCAGCAGCAGUUCGUCUGAAAACCUGCCAUUCGCAGAUGAGGGAAGCCUGACCAUCCGCCGCCAGGGUCGAGGAGAAGGAGAAGGACAGUGUGUAUUUUGUGUUUGUCUGCAGGGUGACGGCGAGGAUCCCCAGGGAGACGGGGGUUACAGGCAGGAGGACAUCUCCAGGGUCGAGGCCACGGCGACCUUGAAGCGACGGGCCCGCAGCUCCAAGUCCCACCCCAACGGCUCCGACUUCACCCUCCAGGAGUCGUCCACCGUCAAGCGGCGGCCCAAGAGUCGCGACAAGGAGCCCGAGGGCUACGCCGAGCUGGCCGCCAAUGGAGAGCCCUUGGGGAUCGUGUUGCCAAACACCACGCAACCGGUGCCCUACCAGAAUGGCACGGCCACAGUGAAACGCCGCCCGCCGUCCGAUACUGGAGUGACCGAGCAGCCGCAACCUCAAACUCAACCUCAACCUCAACCUCAACCUCAACCUCAACCUCAACCUCAACCUCAACCGCAAGUGAAUGCUGCACCCCGCAGGGACAGCAUGGAUCAAGGAGCUCCAGUGACAAAUGAAGGAGGCCCCGUGAGAAAGCCGAAGCCUCCGGUCUCCCCGAAGCCUGUCGUGGCACAGAUAAAGAGACAGGCAGGCCCACAGACUCCACCACAGUCGGUCUCCAACAAGAGAGUCCCCCUGCCUGGCCCUGGGACGCCUGGAAGCCCAGUGGAAGGAAAGAAGAUCCCGCCACCCGUCUCGCCUAAACCGGCGCCCCCGCCCACAGCACCCAAACCGGCCAAGCUCAUCCACUCAAUGACCAGCCCCUCCUCCCCGAGCUCUGCCCCGGUAAAGCAGCACCCUGCGGUGGCCCGACAGAUCAGCUCGCCUCCCUGCUUCCCUCCUUCCAACAUCCCCGGCCCGCCGAACGCCAAGCCGCUGAGCCCGUCUCCCCAGAGCCCCCACACCCCGCAGACCCCCACCACGCCACAGACUCCCGCCACCCCCAGCCCGACCCCGCCACCUGUCAAGCCCCCCCGCUCCUCGAUCGGCGGGGUGUCGGUUGACAGCGGAAUGGCAGGAGGCGGAGUCGGGGCGCCCGCUGCUACGACGCCGGAUUUCGGCACGGAUUCAUUGGUGCAUCAGAAGCUGGAGGAGACAAGUGCGUCGCUGGCCGCGGCUCUGCAGGCUGUGGAAGAUAAGAUACUGCGGCAGGAGGACUCUGUGGCUGAGCAGAAGACCACGGUUAGCAUCCUCGACGACAUUGGCAGCAUGUUUGAUGACCUGGCCGACCAGCUGGACGCCAUGUUGGAGUAACAACAGAAACCGGUCAGCGUGUCUCCACGGCAACGCUGCACUAGGACUGAGAUGGCACAAUGGUCUCUCUCUCUCUUUCUCUCUCUCUCUCUCUUCGUCCUUCUCUCUCUGCCGUGCUCAUCCCCCUCUUCAGCCCUCCUGUCGUCCAUCCGCCGCCGCUCUGGAAAACCUCAUCUCUCCUCCUCUUCCUCUCGUCUCCCGUCACUGAUGAUACAACUGAUGAUGGAGCAGCACCACAGGCCCGGACUGACAUGUGGCAGAGCGAGUGCAAGAAUUAAGGAUUUAAUGGAGGAGAGACACUAAAAGAGAGAUGGUAUCAAAAAAUAAAUUAAAAAAGGACCAAAAACAGAUGAUGUGGGGAGAAAAAAAUAAUAAUGACAAGAUGAAGAAAUGCAACAAAAACGUGGGUUUUUUCAGAACUCCACAUGGACGAACAAAUAAACUAAACUAAUACUGAUUGAAAAACCAACUGUGUAACAAUGUAUGGCGUAUGUACAUUCUAAGCAUGGAGAGUUUAUAUCUACUGAAAAAAAAGCCCUGCA